Hyla sarda is the source of this 1074-nucleotide messenger RNA. RefSeq names its product protein unc-13 homolog B-like. Gene Ontology annotation, cellular component: presynaptic active zone cytoplasmic component; plasma membrane; presynaptic membrane. The record is from RefSeq and is a predicted model, not a curated record. Gene Ontology annotation, biological process: neuromuscular junction development; dense core granule priming; synaptic transmission, glutamatergic. The transcript has 9 exons. The coding region runs from base 326 to 970 and encodes 214 amino acids. Lineage: Eukaryota; Metazoa; Chordata; Amphibia; Anura; Hylidae. Gene Ontology annotation, molecular function: calmodulin binding; diacylglycerol binding; syntaxin-1 binding.
CACAGGUUGGCUGACUGUGGUAAAAAUACUUGAAAAAGGUUACUUGUGGUUAAGUGAAACAUGGUUCCCUAUUGCUGGAAGCCCACAAAGAGUUAAAUGUUUUGAAAGAGUCCUUGCUCAAGUAUUUUCCUUUUCUGACUAGAUGAUUCUCCAUCUCGGAGCAGGAACAGGGUUUUGAAGAUGAAUGAUCUCUCAAUGUGGACUGGAGAGAGUCUUGGGUGAAAUCUCCUGAAUGUCGCACAGCGCUGACCCACCUAUAUCUGAUUCAGCACAUUCUACCAUUCUACAGAAGAUCAGACAGUGACAGGCCAUGUGUGGUUGAUCCAUGAGGAGGGCAUCAGGCGGCACGUUUGAUGUCUCAACAAAGGCAUACCGCAGUGGAGCAACUGAUCCAGCAGUACAACAGCAGGCAAUGAAAAGAGGGCAUUUUAAUGGAAUUUCAGACAGUUGCAAUACAUAUGUAGUUAUCAAGAUACAAAAUCUACAGAGUGCCACAGUAUCUAGACCAGGGAGUCAGCCAAGCUGGGAACAAGACUACUCAUUUGACCUCAAUGAUAUUCAAAGUGGUCUCCUUGUACAAGUAUGGAAGUCUGGUUGGAUUCGAGACUCACUUUUAGGAAAUGUGUGGAUUCCCCUUCCAAACAUUAAAUAUGCUACAGAUGAAGGAUCUGGAGAAUGGUGGACGUUAUAUUCUGAAGUCAUCACAAAUGGAGAUGAGAUUUCUGGUAUCAAACCAACCUUGCAUAAGAUAUUACUGGAUCUUUUCUUUGCAAUGCCAUUUGAUGGCAUGAUAGAAAACCAGGAGGAUUUAGCCAACGAUGAAAAUGAAGUCUCUUCUGACAGCUCAGAACUUUGUUCAUCUUCACAAAAAUACAUUCUUAGUACCAUCAAAAAUGAAAUAAGGAAUGAAGAUGCAGUUUUCACAAGUAGCAUUGCAAAAGAAAGAUGGAGCAGAGCAAUACAAAAGUGAGAUUUCUGCAUAAGUGCCAACCGCCCAUACCAGGAAUUCACAGUGACUAACAACAAAUAGAAGUGACUAUAUGACCAUACGGGUAAAUGAAAGAAAAAAUAAGG